GCUGGACACAGAUGAUCAAAAGUUUGCCUUAUUUAGGGACGGAGGGAGUAGACACCACCUUCUUUUAGAAUUUUCCUCAUGUUUAUAUAGUAUGCAAGAAAAUAAGAUCGAUUUUAAACAUCGAUUUUCUUAAGUUCGAGCAAAUAAUCAUGCAAAAUUUUAAAAUUAUUUUUGAAUUUUGAUAAUGAUGUCACCUAUGCUACUAAAAUUUUUAAUAUAAAAUAAAACUUGCACAAAUAGUAACAAAAUAGAGAGACGCUAUUAAUGAGUGAUUGAACCAUUUUUAAUAGUUUGGAGAGUAAAUUGAGCUAAAAAUAGUUUAGUGAUUAAAUUAUCUAAUAUCCGUCGCCAAUAACAAAAGAAUACCUUUUCGCUUAUAACGGAUCUAGGUAUGUUGGUUGGAGUGUUUAAGAUCCCCUGCUGUUGCAAAUGGUGUGUUCAAGUGUAGUACUACUAUCUUUAUUAUGGAAAUAAGUACUCAUGAAAAUUAAUCCGGACAUAUUUUGAGAAACACCUAGUUAUAUUUUGAAACAAAACGAGUAAGAUGUUUUAAUCAUAUUUAAGAUUAAUAUAUUUAUAUAUGUAACUAGAUUUAUUACUAUUUAUAUAAACAUGAAGGAAGCAGUAUAAAGAAAAUAGAGAUCUGAUGGACAGCGAAGGAGAGAGGACAGGUGAUCGGAGAGAAGAAGACAUGCAACCUCCAAAGCAAAGGCAAAAGAGGAGGACCAAAAAAAAGAAAAAGAAACUGGAGAGAGAUAGCUCCCCUCCACUUCACUCUCCAAUAGCAAGCAGAAGUGAGUGAGAGUGCGCUCCCCGAGGAAGGAAGGAAGACAACCGUCUCCGUCUUCCUCAUGCUGUCUCACCCUGCUCUGCUUACCUUAAUGUGCAAGUAUUACUUCCACUAAUUGCCGCCGCCGGCCACAGCCACCGAGCUCCGACGACGAGAAUCGAAGGUGGUGCAGGUGUUUUGUUGGUUGGUAUGAAGGGCCGCCACCAUUACUCCUCGCCGUCGCCGUCGCCGCCGCCCAAGCGCCGCUGCACCGCCCUGGCCGCCGCCGUCCCGGCGCUCGUCGUCUGCUCCAUCCUCCUCACGCUCGUCUUCCUCCUCGGCCUCCACCGCCCCGGGUAUGGAUCGGGGGAGCGCGCCGCGGUUGUCAUCACCACCAAGCUGGGGUUUGGCAAGCACAAGCAUCUGGAUGCGAGGAUGAAGCACAAGCUACUCAAGGAAUUUUCUUUCCCUGGAUCUCAUGGUAUUUCAGGUGCAAAAUCUGGUGGUAGAUCAAAGUCCAAGAAUCUUUCUACCAAAUCAAAACAAAAGCUCAAGGAUGUUUUAUCCUUAGUUCAGCUAAAAGAUGGGACAAGAAAAAACAAAGGACUUCACACAGAAAGAAGAUACGAGUUAAAGGACUUAUCCAGGAAAUCAGUGGAUACUACUACUGAUAAGAAAGAGAACAUCCAAGAGGUAGAGCACGAGGAGAAUCCCAAAUCCUGUGAACUUGAAUAUGGGAGCUACUGCCUCUGGUCUGUUGAGUAUAAGGAAGUGAUGAAAGAUUUUAUUGUGAAGAGGCUUAAGGAUCAACUAUUUAUGGCAAGAGCUCAUUAUCCUAGUAUAGCAAAGCUGAAGAACCAGGAAACAUUUACACGUGAACUGAAACAAAACAUCCAAGAACAUGAACGCAUGCUCAGUGACACCAUUGUAGAUUCUGAUCUUCCACCAUUUUUUGCAAACAAGCUAGAGAAAAUGGAGCGCACAAUUGAAAGGGCGAAGUCUUGUGAAGUAGGUUGCUCAAAUGUUGAACGGAAACUUAGGCAGCUACUUGAUAUAACUGAAGAUGAAGCUUAUUUCCAUACAAGGCAGAGUGCAUUUCUCUAUCAUCUUGGAGUACAAACUAUGCCAAAAACUCACCAUUGCUUGAACAUGAGAUUAACAGUUGAAUAUUUCAAAUCCAUGUCUAUUCGUAUGGACCAGUCAAAUAAGCAGAAGCUUCAAGACCCUACAUUCCAACACUAUGUAAUAUUUUCCAAGAACGUACUUGCAGUUUCAACUACUAUCAAUUCAACAGUUAUGAACUCCAAGGAUUCUGGUAACACUAUUUUCCAUUUAUUCACUGAUGCACAAAAUUUUUAUUCGAUGAAGCAUUGGUUUGACAGAAAUUCAUAUUUGGAAGCCACUGUUCAUGUGGCUGACAUUGAGGAUCACCAGAAGAUCUAUAAGGAUGUUGAUUCUCAUGGUAUGAAACUGUUAUGGCCUGCUGAGGAAUUCCGGGUCACAUAUCGUAACCGUUCUGAAUCUUUCCAGAAGCAAAUGAAAACUGAAUACAUUUCUACUUUUGGCCAUUCACAUUUCCUCCUUCCUGAUCUUCUUCCUACCUUGAAUAGAGUAGUUGUUCUGGAUGAUGAUUUGAUUGUCCAGAAAGACUUGUCAUCUCUGUGGAAUAUCAAUAUGGGAAGUAAAGUGAUUGGAGCUAUUCAGUUCUGUGAAGUUAGACUAGGACAAUUGAAAGCUUAUACAGAGGAACAUAAUUUCAACAAUAAUUUAUGUUUGUGGUUGUCUGGUCUGAAUGUCAUUGAAUUGGAAAAAUGGAGGGAGCUCCAGAUCACCAGUCGGUAUGAUCAAUUGCUUCAAAAGUUGCAAAAGGACAGCGUGGCAUCAUUUCCACUCAAAGUACUUCCUAUAAGCUUACUUGUCUUUCAAGAUUUGACAUAUCCAUUGGAAGAUUCAUGGGUCCAAUCAGGUCUUGGACAUGAUUAUGGAAUUAGUCAAACUGAUAUAAAAAAAUCUGCUACUCUGCAUUAUAAUGGUGUCAUGAAACCUUGGCUUGAUUUGGGCAUACAUGAUUAUAAGGGCUACUGGAGAAAGUAUAUGACCAACGGGGAAAGAUUUAUGACAGAUUGCAAUAUACAUUAAUAGCAGAGAUUCACUAUAUGCUGCAUUUGUGGUAUUUUGGAGUAGAAAACCUUGUGAACUUUGCUUGAACCGAAGGUGAUCUGACGUGGUGAAAUCUGCUUCAGUAUUUAUUAUGAAUCGGCUAUACCUAGAUGGCAUGGUGGCACUGCAUCAAUUACAAAAUGGAACCAACAUGAGAUGCUUUCUGCCAAAAUUUAGCCAAUAGUAAAAAUGAAAGCAGAUCACCAACAUUAAUACCUUUGAAGUAGAUUAUAGGUUUAGCGAGGUGUAUGAUGAUUCUUCCCCAUGUUGUACGUUGGGAUGUACCACUUUGAGAUUGCAAAAGUGCAGUUAGCUGGUGGCCAUCUUUCUUUUUUUGUUAUAUAAAUUCUUUCAUGUAAUGACUGGCAUGGCAUGUACAGAGGUUAAAAUGCCUUAACCAGAAAUUAUUGAAUGAUUUUUUUGGCACAUGGUUGACAAUUGGUAUUAUGCAAAUAUGCAAUGUAGCCUCCAGGGAAUUUAAGAAACUUUAUGUUUGUACAGAAGGGUUGUAGUAUUGUCGCUGAAAAGCAGCCCGUGUUUGGUACAGAUAAGAAAAAAAAAAGUUAAAUCAGUACAUUAGGGUGCAUCUUUUCAUUGACACUUGGCCAUGCAAAAGUGCAGUUCCUGGUCUUUUUAAUAUUCUUACUUGAUAUGCUUUACCAAAAAAAAAAAAGAGUAAGCUACACAGAAU
Messenger RNA from Oryza brachyantha (malo sina), 3620 nucleotides. RefSeq names its product probable galacturonosyltransferase 7. The record is from RefSeq and is a predicted model, not a curated record. Gene Ontology annotation, molecular function: polygalacturonate 4-alpha-galacturonosyltransferase activity. Lineage: Eukaryota; Viridiplantae; Streptophyta; Magnoliopsida; Poales; Poaceae. Bases 980 to 2908 code for a protein of 642 amino acids. The transcript is spliced from 9 exons.